Messenger RNA from Argentina anserina (silverweed cinquefoil), 925 nucleotides. Its product is annotated as RGS1-HXK1-interacting protein 1. The transcript has 7 exons. The record is from RefSeq and is a predicted model, not a curated record. Bases 26 to 766 code for a protein of 246 amino acids. NCBI's taxonomy places the organism in Eukaryota, Viridiplantae, Streptophyta, Magnoliopsida, Rosales, Rosaceae.
CCCCAAAAGUCGAUACCAGAGAGGAAUGGCGGAGGAGGAGCCGACGACGGCGUCAAUGUCACCGUCAACGGACGAGGACAAGUAUAAGGGAAUGGCGGCAGAAGCAGAAGCAGCGGCGGCAUCAAUGGCUUCGAUGGCGGAGGAUCUGCAGCGUUCGGUGAUGCAAUCCAGGGACUCUGCUCUUCGUUCUGCUCGGAUUCUCCAACAUAAUAUGCCCCAAUACAUGGACAAAACCGCUUCCAGCUACAGGGCCUACGAACAUGCUUUCUUCCACAAAAUCAAAGAAGGAGUGAAGAGUGCUGCAGAAAACCCAGGCUCAGCCAUUGGAAUUGGCCUCACUGCUGCCUUCAUUUUUUUACCAGGACCUAGAAGGUUCUUAUUUCGCCACACAUUCGGUCGAUUUCAGAGCCUCGAGGCAAAAUUUGCUAAAGCUGAGAAAAAUGUAAACCAGUUCAACUUUUCUGUUGAUCAUCUGAAGCGGGAGAGCAACAAACUCAUUGAGAGGGCAUCUUUAGCUGAAAAGCAAAUGAAUUUUGGCCAAACUGAUCUCAUCGAGGUGGGAAGUCGCAUUCAAUCUCUAUCCAAAUCUGUUCGCAAGGUUGAAGCGCAAGCUGCAGAUUUGAUGGAUGGGCUGCGGGAAAUUCCUAGUGGGGAAGCUUUGAAGCUCAGAGCACAGGUAGCUGCAAUGACAUCAGAAUUGAAAACUCAGAAGGCUGUGAUGGACAAACGCAUAAUGAAGAUUUCGGACUUAGGACUUCCAGUGUGACAGCGAGCUGUUGAAAAGCCAUUUAGACUUCAACUUUGAUAUCAGACCGGGGGUGCUUUCCCUCCCCAUUCUCUUUUGUUUUGAUAAUUCAUGUUUGGUAUGCAACAACUGGUUCUGUUUUGUAAUAAAGUAUAGUAUACACAGUAGAUGGUGACUGAA